UGUAUCACUUUGUUAGAGGCCGUCGUCGCAGCAAGAACGUUCCCCCCAGCAAAAAUGAAAGUCCUCAUCCUGGCUGUUUGCAGCUUGGCUCUGGUAGCCGCUGAUGUGUCGCAUUUGUUCGGUCAUGAUCACCAUGAUCACCACGAUCAUCCUGGCUACAACUAUGACCCUCCGAGCAUCCCCUUCGACCUGCCCACUCCGGCUCCAGCUUACUUGCCCCCGGAACCUGUGACUGCCCCACCUCCGGUUUACCUGCCGCCUGCCACCGUGAAGCCCGCGAUCCCGAUUGUCAGGACUCCCAAGCCGGUGUACCUGCCUCCUCCACCUCCACCGCCGCCAGUUGUAAAGGUCAGCCCACCCAAGCCAGCCUAUCUGCCGCCUCCACCACCAGUGGUCAGGGUUAACCCACCCAAGCCAGCCUACCUGCCUCCUCCGCCGCCGGUUGUCAAGGUCAGCCCACCCAAGCCAGCCUAUGUGCCACCACCAGUUGUGAAGGCCAGCCCACCGAAGCCAGCUUACCUGCCUCCUCCUCCGCCAAUCGUGAAGGUCAACCCACCCAAGCCGGAGUACUUGCCACCCGCCCCCGUGGUCGAGGAGCCCCGCUACGUGGCACCUGCCAUCGUGCCCACCUUCAAGAUCCCGAUCCCCUCGUACGCUGCCCCGCUGGAGGAACCGCUGAACACCUACCUGCCGCCCCAGGAGAUCGUGGAGCCCAAGAGCGACGAUGGCUACCACUACGAUCCCCCGGCCGAGCCGUUCCUCUUCUAAACCGCACUCAUCCCAAGCCAUUUCUUGUUUGUUGCCUUCGAAUGUCACGUGUAUUUACCUCUAGUUAUUUAUUGUUUACCGAGCUCAGCCUGCACUAAAAACGAAAUAAAGCUUAGCACUGCGAAAACGUAA
This is a messenger RNA of Drosophila ficusphila, 900 nucleotides long. Its product is annotated as pollen-specific leucine-rich repeat extensin-like protein 3. The transcript is spliced from 2 exons. The record is from RefSeq and is a predicted model, not a curated record. Bases 55 to 768 code for a protein of 237 amino acids. NCBI's taxonomy places the organism in Eukaryota, Metazoa, Arthropoda, Insecta, Diptera, Drosophilidae.